Messenger RNA from Eucalyptus grandis, 621 nucleotides. RefSeq lists its product as hypothetical. Bases 1 to 621 code for a protein of 206 amino acids. The transcript has a single exon. The record is from RefSeq and is a predicted model, not a curated record. Lineage: Eukaryota; Viridiplantae; Streptophyta; Magnoliopsida; Myrtales; Myrtaceae.
AUGGGUGGUUGUUUCUCUCAAGAAGCCGGCGACCCGUCGCGGAUGGCCAAGGUGAUCUCGGCGAGCGGCGAGCUGCACGAGUACCGCGUCCCCGUCUUCGUGUCCCAGGUCCUCCACGCCGAGACCUACUCCUCCUCCUCUCCCUGCUUCCUGUGCAACUCCGACCGGCUGUACUACGAGGAGGUCGUCCCCGCCCUCCGCCCCGACGACCAGCUCUCCCCCGACCAGAUCUACUUCGUCCUCCCCGAGUCCAAGCUCCAGCAGCGGGUCACGGCCUCGGACAUGGCGGCCCUCGCCGUCAAGGCCAGCGUCGCCCUCCAGAAGGUGGCCAGGCGAGGCGGCGGCCGCAGGCGGAGGAAGACCCAGAUCUCUCCCGUCUUGGAGGUGAACUUCGACGGGGGAGCUAGCCGCGGCGGCGACGACGGCGACCUCAGAUACGGGAGCCGGGAGUUCGAGGUCAAGAAGAGCUUCGUCGUCGACGUGAAGACCGUCCGCGGGGCGAGCCUCUCCCGAUCCGGGUCCAUGAGGAAGGUGCAGAGAAUAUCUUCGAAGCGAAUGAAGCUCGCGGUUCGUUCGUUUCGGAUGAAGCUGAGCACGAUUUACGAAGGCUCCGCGAUGUAG